AUGGUCGUCGAAGUACAGCUGAUCGGACGGAAAGUGAAGAUAUUUGCUCCGCUUCAGAGCAUGAAGCUGGAGCGAACAUCGAACAGCGAGAAAGAAGGAGGCGUAGCCGCAGGCGUGGCCACGAGCGAAGUCGGAACAUGGGAUGACCACCGUGUCAUCCCUCCGUCGAACGCUUGUGGCACCGGCGAAGCCUCCACAGUGAUUCACACCCAACCGAAGGAUGCGUCGGGUGUAAACCCGAGCAUCAUUCAAAACCCAACCGAAACAGGUGGUAUGUCGGGCGUUGGCUCGGAUGCCAACCUAAUUGUUAACCAAUUGAAAGAGAUUGGAGAAUUCCGAGAUCUGAAAAGCCUUUCAGAUAUCGAUGGUACAUGGAAGCAUCAAUUGCUUGGAUACACCGAGGGACCAGUCAAGGCAACUGAAGAGGACAAUGGAGAAGAUUCUGUCCCUCGAGUAUUGACAGAAACAGCCAGAGAAGACUGCAACGUCUCCGCUUCGGCAAACAAAGAUCGAAUAGCAACAAUCGAUGAGAAAACGUCAGAAGACGACAAGAAAAGAGCAUUUCCCACUGCACGGAAGAAUCUGGCAACUACAUGGGAUGCAGUCGAGACAAUACAAGCCGAACAACCGAACAACUUGGUAUCGCGCUCCGGUCAGAUGAACCGAGCAAUCUUCGAAGCGAGUAGAACAAGCCAAUUGGUGGAUUCCCCGUCGACAAAGAUCCAAUGA
Molecule: messenger RNA, 729 nt
Organism: Caenorhabditis remanei
Lineage: Eukaryota; Metazoa; Nematoda; Chromadorea; Rhabditida; Rhabditidae
Exons: 2
Coding region: 1-729 (242 amino acids)
Source: RefSeq, a predicted model, not a curated record